This is a messenger RNA of Penicillium egyptiacum, 2286 nucleotides long. Lineage: Eukaryota; Fungi; Ascomycota; Eurotiomycetes; Eurotiales; Aspergillaceae. The record is from the annotation of a GenBank genome assembly.
AUGCCUGAAACCUCCUCAUCUGCACUAGGUCCGUCACCACCACGCAUACAAGUGCGGACCUGCAAACUGUGUCGUCAGCGAAGAGUCAAGUGCGACCGCCAGGUCCCACGAUGCUCCAACUGCCUGCGGUCCGAAAAUACCUGUGUCUACCCGCCCGGUCGGGGCAGGGCGCCUAAGAGACCAAGACAGGGCGUGGACCCCCGGAUCCCUGAACGUUUGUCCCGCCUUGAGAGUAUCAUCCACCAAUUUAGCAUAGCUGCCCAGGAGAAUCAUCAGGCUCAAGAAAACUCUCACGCUCGAGAAGCGAGCGAGACCCAUCCAUUUGAUCUAGACUUCAGUCGUCUUAAAGUUGAUGAGUCCAAAAGCUACUACGUGAACAAUGCGCUUUGGGUCACAUUGUCCAAUGAGGUUGAGGAACUCCGUGACCUCUUAUUUGAGCCCGCGAGCGAGGAUGUUGUCCAAGAUCCGGCGCCAUCACCAUACCCCUCGCAUUCUUCAUCCACCACCAGUACUGCCACCAGCUGUCCUUCCUCUCAGCUGGGGCUGGAUGCCGCCAUCUUCGGCUAUCGAGCCAUUGCCUCCUCCCUCCAGCAUUUCCACCCGUCAUUGACCCAGGCUGUCACUCUUUUCGCCGCAUUCAGAGAGAAUGUUGUGCCACUAGUCCGCAUCUUCCACAUGCCUACCUUGACACGUGUCUACUGGGACGCCAUUGCUUCUCUUGACUCUCUUGAUAAGCAUACCGAGACUCUCAUCUUUGCUAUUCACUACUCGGCCGUGGUUAGUCUCACUCCGGAACAGUGUAUUGGCAUCCUCGGCGAGACGCGUGAAGCCGCCCUAGAGAGAUACCGGUUCGCCGUACAACAAGCACUCGCGCGUGGUAACCUGCUCAACACCCAGAGAAUGACGAUGCUACAGGCGGCAGUGCUCUUCUUAUCGGCAUUACCUAAUGAGGACGACUCGCGUGCCGCUUGGUGGCUGACAUCGCUCAUAUACCACAUUGCACGAACCAUGGGCCUGCACCGUGACGGGACGGUGUUCCGGCUCAAACCGUUCGAGACAGAGCUACGUCGACGCCUAUGGUGGCAGAUCUGCAUCAUAGAUAGCCGCUCGUCCGAGUACCACUGCAACGAACCUAUCGUGCAGCACUUUGCGUCGGACACCAAGCCACCCCUGCACGUCAACGACGUUGACUUGUCGCCUGACAUGGUAGAGCCCCCAGCUGAGCGAUGGGGCCACGCGACAGAUAUGACGCUUUCCCUGGUCCGAUGUGAGGCUAUACAGACAGGUUGGAAGCUAGGUCUUAUAAACCAGAACCGGCCCAGGCAGCCAGAUAGCAGCAAUGCUCCAAUAGCAGAUGGCUCCGAAGAACCUGCCAAGAAAUGCCGAGUCUUGAUCCAGAACCUAGAAGCGAGCUUCCGCAGCAAAUAUCUGCCCAUCUGCGAUUCCUCCGUGCCAUUCCAACUCCUGUCUUCAGCGGUAGCCCGGAUCAUCCUGGCACGCUUCUGGCUCACGACACAAUACUCCAUUGCGUCAAGCGAGAGUCAAGCAGACGUCAAGAAAAACAAGAGCAGCUUAUUCCCAAAAGCCCCUGACAGCACCGGCCAGUUAGAGAACAACAUGCGCGAUGAGCUCUUCCGAAAUUCCAUCGAGAUAUUAGAAGUAUCGGGCAUGCUUCUAACAAACAAAGACGUUAUGAAAUGGAGCUGGAACUCAACGACAUACAUCCAGUGGGGCGCAAUGGCAUUUGUACUUUCCGAAUUAUGCGCCCGGUCCCACUCUCCCGAGUGCGAUCGCGCGUGGAACUGCGUGACGACUGUUUACGACGCAUGGAAAAUCAGUGGAGAUCAAGAAGACGAGAGCCGCCUCGCCCUCUGGCGACCUAUCCGGCGGCUUAUGGCCAAGGCCCGCUAUGUGAGGGAAAUGCAACGCACAGAUCAGGAAUGGCCGGUACAGGCUGGAAAGGAGACUCAGCGUUAUGACCCUAUACCGUGUCCGCCCGCCGCGGAAGUUCUCUCCCAUUAUCCCGAGUUGAUCAACAUCAAUGCCUGGUACACACCGUCACAGCGGACGAUGUGUACGAUGCCAACCCCAGAGCCCUCGCUGUCUGCGUUUUCCUCGGGUCCGUAUAGCAACGAGGCUUCGGAUGUUUCCCUGGGAAUACUUGGCGCCGAAACGCUGAGCCACUUCAUAGACUUCCUUCCAGACCGAUGCUGGGCAAAUGGUGAUGGUGAGAUCGCGUCAUUAUUUCCGGGCGUUGAUCUUGAGCUCCAUUCGAGGUUGUCUUGA